Messenger RNA from Papilio xuthus (Asian swallowtail), 2404 nucleotides. RefSeq names its product RAS oncogene family member Rab11 (gene Rab11). Bases 271 to 909 code for a protein of 212 amino acids. The transcript has 6 exons. Gene Ontology annotation, molecular function: GTP binding; GTPase activity. NCBI's taxonomy places the organism in Eukaryota, Metazoa, Arthropoda, Insecta, Lepidoptera, Papilionidae. The record is from RefSeq and is a predicted model, not a curated record.
UGUAGGUCAGUUUAGUCUUGAAAGUUGAAGUUUUUGAACGCACCAAUAGGGGCGUACAACAAUCCGCCAUCUUGUUCCAGUGACAAUUUAGAUUUUAUUUAAUUUAACUCGUAUAUAUUUAUUAAAUCCGUUGACAAAAGUGAUAUUUACGAAGCUGUGUAGUGUUUUUAAAGCCUGUGAUAUUUAAGUGUCCGAAUAUUUUUUGUUAUCAUAAAUUUCUCUACGUUAUUGUCAGUCCGAUUUUGACGUCGAACGAAGUAGAUAAUCAAAAUGGGCACAAGAGAAGACGAAUACGAUUAUUUGUUCAAAGUUGUUCUCAUAGGGGACUCAGGAGUGGGUAAAAGUAGCUUGCUGUCUCGUUUCACUAGAAAUGAAUUCAACUUAGAAUCAAAAUCCACAAUAGGUGUGGAAUUUGCAACAAGAAGUAUAGAGGUGGACGGCAAAACCAUAAAAGCUCAGAUCUGGGACACGGCGGGUCAGGAGCGGUACCGCGCGAUCACGUCCGCGUACUACCGCGGUGCUGUGGGCGCGCUUCUGGUGUACGACAUCGCGAAGCACCUCUCCUACGAGAAUGUGGAGCGCUGGCUGCGCGAAUUGCGCGACCAUGCCGACCAGAACAUACUCAUUAUGCUCGUCGGCAACAAGAGCGAUCUCAGGCAUCUGCGAUCCAUCCCGACAGAAGAAGCGAAAGCGUUCGCGGAAAAAAAUGGUCUUAGUUUUAUUGAAACAUCGGCCCUCGACUCCACCAACGUGGAGCCUGCAUUCCAGAAUAUUCUAACUGAAAUCUACAGGAUCGUGUCUCAGAAGCAGAUGCGCGAGCCGCCCGAGGGCGACGUGAUCCGGCCGGACGCGGAGCCGGCGGACGUGCGGCCCGCCGCAGACUCCGUGCGCAAGCAGUGCUGCCAGUAGACACUAAAGUCCAGUUCACGAUGGAGCCGAAGAGGGAAGAGAAUGGUAUAGUAAACACAAGAUUGAAUCAUUCCCGACAGACGACAGAGGAGAGAGGACAGGGGACGGACAGAGGGACGGUGGUGGGUAGCGCAGUGCGGUGAUGCCGCCGCGCCGCGCUGCCGCCACAGCUGCGGCUCAUGUAGAUAGCUUUCUGUAAUUAUUGAUAUUUAGUGUCGGAAUGAAUAAAGUUAAACAAAAUCUAUAUAUUUAAUAAUUAUUGUAAUGUGAGCGAUUCCUUAAACACUAUGUAGUAUCAAUACAUGUUGAAAUUAUUCAGAUGCACACUAAAUUAUCUUUUAUUUUCUUUAAUGCGCUUUCAAUUAUUUUUCACAAUUUUAAUUCGUUCCCUGUUAUAUUUUAAAAGCUAUUUUGUUUGAAUGUAGUAGAUAAUUCAUUAUAUAUCUAUUUAUUUAGUUAAUAUACAAUUGUUAGCCUUUCCGGCUGCGUAUGAUAUGUGAUUUGUUCAAAUUUGAUCGGUUCCAAAUGAUGCAAUAGUGUUGGCUUGAAAAUAUAUAUAAAUAUAUAAUUAAUGAUGUUAUAUAGCACACAAAUCGUCGCUUCGUGGUUCAAAUAUGUGUAAUUCAUUUUUUUUUGUAUAACAUUAGCCGGUAGGAUAACUAAGAGAUAGCUUUUUUAAAAUGAUCAUUUUUUUCUUUACGGAUAUUAUGUGCCUUCAGCGGAAGUGUUGAGACAUUGAUAGCUUUCAUUGUUCAAGUUUGUAGCGGAGAUGUGAGGAAGGUUGCUCCUUUUAUGUUUGGUAAGACAAGCUAAUAUGUAGAUGGCCCUUGCAUGUUUUAUGUUUAUGAAAAUAUACUGGAAAUUACAAUGAAAAUGUUUAUUCAAAUCGGGUGCUAGGAAUGUUUUAAAAGUGUUCCUUCCAAUUUUUUUAUUUAAUUUUGCUCUGUUUUAUUGAGUUUUAUAAAAAUUAAACUUUGUAGUUCAAAAUAAACAAAAUUACCGACAUGGUAAAAGUAACUUUACACGCUGUCUCGUUUAGAAGUUAAUUCAAAGAAAAUAAUAAAUGUAAGGGCUUAUCUAUAUAGUGUUAUCGUUAACGAAGUCGCCGCCAUGGUCGUUUUUAAAGUUUGAUAAUAUUUUGUUGAGAGAAAUAAGAUGGUGGGACUUUGCCGCGCGUUUUUAAUCUGUCACGCCAUCUUGUCUAUGGAAAUAAGGGCUUGCUUGUCUAUGGAAAUAAGGGCGUUCACCUGCUAGUUUAGUGCCGUCUUAAUAUCUAUUGAAUACUCAGGCGAGCCUACGCACGCAAACAAGUUGGUCUCAUUCACAUUAACCCAGUCGGGCACGGAGACGACAGUCUCGCGGCUCGUCACCACUGAGACAGUGUUCGUUGUAUAAGAAAUAUGUUAUUAUGGUCUUCAUAUGCAUGGUUAUUUUUUUAGUGCCUAUCUGUAAUUACUUUAUUAAAGACAAAGAUAAUAAAAUAUAAUGUAAAUUU